GCAAAAUAUCAUGUUUUGUCGAGCCUUCUUAGUGUUGUAAAAAUAGCGAUUUUGAUGCUCACAACAUAUUGAAGGCAUAGCUUCUAGUUCUUUUGCGACCACUUCAGGUCCUCAAAAUGGCGGAAGACAAGAGAGUGACGCCAGCUGAAACCCAUGUAUACAAUACAAUCCUUUUAAAAGCAUUGUAGUAGUCCAUAGUCCUGAAAGCUUUAUGACUUAAAAGUCCUUUCAGUGUUAAAUAAAAAAAAUAUAUAUUAUAUUGUGUAUAAAAAAGUACACAAUUAAAAGAAGGAGAGGGCAUUGUACAAAUAAAGAAAAAACUUGAAAGCAUUGAAAAGAUUAUAAGUCGUGCAAAUUGUACAUGUUUGGAGUGCUUCUUGUUAGGAGAAAAACAUUUCUUUAAACAGUGUUUUUAUAUCUGUUAAAAAUACUUUAAUAGGUUUGCAUUUUUGUAUAUAAAAUCUACACAAGUACAGAAUUAGGUUUAUUUAAAAACAAACAUUUGAAGAAAUAAAAGCAUAUUCGCUUUUGAUAUUAAAGGAAUUGCGUCAUUGACGUAACUGCCUGCGCCCAACGCGUAGCUACCAUAGCAACCGAACUAAACAGGAAACUCUGCGUGUAGAGUUCGUUACAAAUCAGCGAUAAAGGUAAUGUUGUCUUUUUACAAUGUAUUAAUCUGCUUGUAAUGCUUAUUUUGAACGUUUGUGCAAAUGCAGAAUGAACAGUAGGCUACUUAACCAGUUAGUUGCCAGAAUUAUCCUGUCUGUUUAACUAAAUAUGUCAGUUAUAUGUGAAUAUAUUAAAAUAAAUCAAACAUACUAAUUUAAAGCACCCUUCUGAAAGAAAUGUCAAGACCCCAGACAUCUCAACAACAAGCGCACACGGCACAUGCAUCUGUUGCUUUUGGUAACUGGGCACUUCCAAAACUCUGCAAGGAGCUGCAGGACGAUGAUCUGGUUACCCGGCAGAGGGCGCUAGCUGCACUCUGUGACAUCGUGCAUGACCCUGAGCGGGCAUUUGAAGCCAUUCUCAAUGGAUGCAUGGAAAGACUUAGGGAGUUACUGCAAGAUGAAUUAUGCAGGGUCAAAACUGUUGAAGUGCUUUACGUGCUUGCAGCACAGAGUUUGGGAAGAGAUGCCUUUUUUAAAUAUGACAUGAUGGUACCCCUCGCAAACCUAUUGGAUGACCCUGUAGAUGCCUGCCGAAAAAACGUGCAUCAAACCCUCAACAGGAUGGCUGAAUUUCCCUCAGGAGCAGUAUUCAUGGUGUCUAUGGGCCUGGUGCCUAGACUGGUGCUGAAGAUCCCAGUGGAAGCAGAGGACAUUCGUGCUUUAAUUUUAUCCACAUUAAGCAGUUGCAUCAUGGUGAAUGCCCAUCCUGCUAUAGAAUGUGAUAUAAUACCUGUUUUGAGAGAUCAGCUUUCUCACACCUCCCCGGACAUCCGCCAGGCAGCCACAUCUGCCUUAGUAGGAAUCAGUGUUCCUGCACGUGGUAAGACGCAAGUGUGUGAGGAGGAUCUUCUGCCCUUGAUGGUCAACCUGCUGUCAGAUAGUGAUCAAGUGGUCAUUGCUAAUGCUGCAGGGACCAUUAUGAACACAGCUGUUAUCACCAGGGGUAAGCAUGAGGCGUUGAAAGCAGGUGCCAUCACCCCUCUGCUGCGGCUGGUGGUGAGUGAGAACAGAGCGGUGUGUGCCAAUGCCCUCCGUGCCCUCACAGUCUUGGCAGAGGUUCCUGGUGCCAGAGCUCAGCUGCUGGAGCAUGUGCCUCUGCUGAAGACCAGACUCCAACAUACUGACUCCAUCAUUCAAAGAGCUGCAUCCACAGCCAUUGAAGUCAUCUCCUGGAAGCCAUGAGGGCAAAAAAGAUUUUUAGCCAUAUUGUGAUGAAUAAGUUAAUUUAUUGUUCAUGUCUUAAUUACCUCAGAGCCACAUAAAAAUCUUAAAAAACACACAUGUAAGAAAAU
Molecule: messenger RNA, 1963 nt
Organism: Paramisgurnus dabryanus
Lineage: Eukaryota; Metazoa; Chordata; Actinopteri; Cypriniformes; Cobitidae
Gene: rsph14
Product: radial spoke head 14 homolog
Molecular function (GO): protein binding
Source: RefSeq, a predicted model, not a curated record